GAUGACGUCAGCACUGAACAUGGCUGCGGUGGGGAAGACGGGAGUCGGUGACUCCGCAGCGGGAAUAAUCGCAGUUUUACUGUCACUGCAGAUCCUUUCUGUGAUCUGCACAACGGCACCGGAAGCUGGCGUAGGCAAUAUGAACAAAACCAUCAUUAUACCUAAUAAGAACACAUCGAGCAUCCAGAAUGGCAGUCUUCAGAGGGAAUCGCCCGAGUUGAAUGUGAUGGCAGCUUCUACUGUCGAAAACGACAUCAGCACCAAAUCAGCAGAGACUCCUACUGCUCCACCUACGACUGCCUCCUCAGACAUGCACAAAACCACUCCAGACCAGCUUACAUCCACCAAACACAGACCACCAGAGACCACCCCUACACCUUCAAACAAGCCCACCACCGGCUCCAACCCUGCAGCUGACGAAACCGACAUUACCUUCGAUUACACGUCCCCCCGCACGUCUCAAGAACCAGACAUAAGCUUUGAAGAUGGCGUCGAUGAUGAUGGUGAUAUUGGAGAAAACACGAAGGCGCCUCAAGACGGCAAGGAAGUAAAGAAAAACUCCCCUAAGAGCUCUGAAGAAAUGGAUAACCAAAUCGAAGACCCCUACACCCCACAGGAUGAAGAUUCCCACUUCUUCUUUCAUCUGGUCAUCAUCGCCUUUCUGGUGGCCAUCGUGUACAUCACCUACCACAACAAGAGAAAGCUGAUGCUGCUGGCUCAGAGUCGCCGCUGGCGGGACGGUUUCUGCUCGCGUGGGGUGGAGUAUCACCGGCUCGACCACAACGUCAACGAGGCCAUGCCUUCGCUCAAGAUGACCAACGAUUACAUCUUUUGAAGGACUGCAAACAGCUGAUUUUGUCCACACAUGGUGUCUUAUUUAUUCAGGGGAGGAGGGAUUGUGCUUUAGUAGUUUGUUUGUGUGCACUCUUCAGAUGGAUUAGUUCUCAUUUUCUUCUUCUUGUUCUUCGGUUUCUGUAAAAUCAUACGGAUUUUUCUCUAAUUUAAUAAUUCUUGAAGAAAAUCAAAUUAAGUUCUGUCCCUGUAAAUAUUUGAUUAUAAAGCUGCGGUCUGUCACAUAGGCCCAGAUCAAAGUAGCGGUAACUAUUGUGAGUUCAGCACAGCCAUGCUAACUCCAGUACAGAUUAAAUGUGUGUGUGUGUGUGUGUGUUUGCUUGUUAUGUUUGGGUUAUGACUUCAGUGAAGUUGUUGUGUAUGAGCCAGGCCUGCUGUUGACAAAGCUUCAGAGAUUUAUGGCAAAUAAGCAUACAACUGUUAUUUCUUUUUUUCACUUGCUUUUGAGCAUUGGUCCAUCUCAACAUGACUGUAGCAGCAGCAGGAGACAUCAAUAUGUGUGUGCAGAUCUGUUUUAGCUAUAACACUAAUAACACACACUACAGCUUCUUCAUCUCUGAUUCCUGUCAGAGCACAUGAAGGUUGUGUCUGUGCAUGAAGACAGCAUAUUGAUUUCUUUUUCAAUCAUCAUGAAUUUUGUUCAUCAAUAAAGCACCUCUGUAUGCAGACA
Carassius auratus (goldfish) is the source of this 1522-nucleotide messenger RNA. RefSeq names its product keratinocyte-associated transmembrane protein 2-like. NCBI's taxonomy places the organism in Eukaryota, Metazoa, Chordata, Actinopteri, Cypriniformes, Cyprinidae. The transcript is spliced from 3 exons. The record is from RefSeq and is a predicted model, not a curated record. The coding region runs from base 2 to 835 and encodes 277 amino acids.